AUGGAGGAUUCCAUCCGCAUAUCCCUCAGCUAUCUUUCCCCCGCGGUCUCGCCAUGGCAGGCGCAGAACGUGGCCGGCACGUACGCGCAGGUGCUGCAGAGCAUGGUCGACGGCCCAUACCAGCCAGUUGCCGACAUCGCCACGUUCAGCCCCGCAAACGAGCAGCAGCUUACCGCGUGGACCAGCGCGAUGCCUACAGCUAUCGAAGACUGCAUCUACGACUUGUUUUCUCGAAUUGCUGCCGCGCAGCCGUCUGCCCCUGCGGUGGCCGCGUGGGAUGGCUCGCUGUCGUACACGGAGCUUGACGACCUCUCGACGCGAGUCGCCAUGAAGCUGGUGUCGCUGGGAGUAGGACCGGGUGAUCUGGUCUUGCUCUGUUUUGAAAAAUCUAUGUGGGCGGUUGUGUCCAUGCUUGGGGUGUUGAAGGCUGGAGGAGCCUGCGUCCACCUCGAUCCUGCACAUCCGGCCGAUCGCUUGAGUCAGAUUACCGCAGACACCAACGCAAAGGUCCUCUUAACCUCAUCCGAGACCAAACACAAAGUCAUGAGUGCAAAGCAUCAAACCUUUGUGGUCGACGCGGCUGCAACCGAGUCCAUGCCAACGGCAUAUCCCCUCAACCGCCAGCUUCCGCAGCCUACGACACCGGCAUUCGUCAUCUACACCUCUGGCAGCACCGGGGUCCCCAAAGGCGUGGUACUGGAGCAUCGGACAGUCUGCUCUUCAAUGCACGCACAUGGAACAGCACUGGGGAUCCAACCUGGCACCCGCGUGCUCCAGUUCGCCGCGUACGUCUUCGACAUCAGCAUCCAGGACGUGUUCACCUCGCUCACGCGCGGAGCCUGCGUCUGCGUGCCCUCGGAGCAACAGCGCAUGGAUAUGAGUGAGCUUGCCGCUUUUAUCCGCGAGAAGCAGGUGAACUGGAUGGGGCUCACACCGACGGUGGCUCGCCUGCUGGACCCUGCAACGAUCCCAACCGUCAAGACAUUAACCUUGGCUGGUGAAGCUGUAGACCAGGCGACUGUGGAUCGCUGGAGCAACGCUGGAUUGACUGGGUUCCACAACUGCUAUGGGCCUGCAGAGUGCACCGUCUACUGUGCGCACAAUGCAGCUGUUGGGGCUCGUGGCCAGAGCGCGGCGAAUAUCGGACGCGGCCUGAACAGUUUGCUCUGGGUGGUGAGUCCACAGGCGCACGACCAGCUGGUGCCGAUCGGGGCGAUCGGUGAGCUUGUCGUUGAAGGGCCUCUUGUUGCCCGGGGCUACUAUAACGAUACCGCAAAGACAGAAGCCUCAUUUAUUGUUAAUCCGCGGUGGGCGGACCGUUUCCGCCCUCAGGGCUGCGGUGACGAGCGGAGGAUGUACAGGACGGGGGAUCUGGUGCGAUACAAUCCGGAUGGGUCGCUGGACUACCUGGGGCGGAAGGACACCCAGGUCAAGAUCCGUGGCCAACGCGUCGAGCUUGGAGAUAUCGAGCAGCGGAUCCUGCCUGCUCCGGACGUGCAGAAUGGGCUGGUCGUGGUGCCCAAGGCCGGUCCAGGCAAGGGCCAGCUCGUCGCGGUCGUCGCAUUCAAGAACAGCCCAUCCACCGGGGGAGUAUUGGAGAUCGUAGCGAGAGACGAGGACACCAACGCAGCCUUGGCUCGACUCGGCGAGAACAUUGCAGACAGCCUUCCUGCCCACAUGGUUCCUCGCUUCUGGCUGCCUGUGGCGGAGAUCCCCCUGAAUCUGUCUCGCAAAGUCGACCGCGCCCGCAUCGCCCGCUGGGUCGAGGAGCUCGGCGAGGCGUCCUUCCGCGACGAGUCGGCCGACUCUGCGCCAGCAACGGCGAUGGAAGGCCGGAUCCAGCAACUCGUGGCUAGGGUUCUGGGGAUUCCGCUGGACAGCGUCAGCAUGAGCAAAUCCUUUAUCAGACUAGGCGGCGACUCGAUUACCGCGAUGCAAGUGGUGGCCAGAGCCCGGGAAGAACGAGGGAUCCGGCUGCGCGUCCGCGACAUCAUGAGGAGCAAGUCGCUCGUGCAUCUGGUCUCGCUGGCUGGUCGCCACACUGCAUCGGACGAAGCCUACACGGAGUCUGGGGAGCCUGUCUUCGGGCUCUCCCCCAUGCAGCAGUUCUACUUCGACUUGGCAGACCAGACGCCUUCCCACUACAACCAGAGCUUUCUCGUGCAGCUUUCGCGGACCGUCAAAGGUUCGGCCGUUGCAGCGGCCCUGGAUUCAGUGGUGCAGCGACAUGCGAUGCUGCGGACCUUGUUCUUCCAGGCUGAUGGACAAUGGCAGCAUCGUGUGCACUCUCCGUCCUCCGCAUAUCGUUUCCGAAUUCACACCAUAAACACACAGGAUGAGGCCGACGAUGCUAUCCUCGCCAGCCAGAGCAGCAUCGACAUUCACAAGGGCCCGAUCUUUGCAGCCGACCUGCUCAACCACACCGAGGGCGACGAGCAGCAGCUCUUCCUGACGGCACACCACCUGGCCAUCGACCUUGUCUCUUGGAGAAUUGUCCUUGCGGACUUGCAGGAUAUUCUUAUGACGGCAAAGCCCCUCCCCCAGCCCCCGGUGCAAUAUGCAGCUUGGGUUCGGCUGCAAGCGGCCCAGGCAGGGACUGCCACUCUGCUCCCCGAGCGCGUCCUUCCCUUUGAGGUCGCCGGGGCGGACUAUGCGUACUGGGGCAUGCAGAGCAAGUCAAACCGCUACGGGGAUGUUGCGCACGCAGUGUGCGAGAUCGACAAGGAGAUCAUGAGCACAGUCCUGUCGAGGGCCUACGAGGUCUUCCGAGCAGAAGCCACCGAUAUCUUCCUGGCUGCCGUGCUCUUCUCGUUCAACCAGACCUUCUGCGACCGCAAACCACCCACAAUAUUCACCGAAACGCACGGUAGAGAUCUCCCCGAUGAAUGGGAUGCCGACAUGGAUCUGACCGGGACCGUCGGGUGGUUUACUGCGCUGGGCCCUUCUUUCCUUGCCCGCGACGAGGCGCAGGACAUCGUCGAGGCCCUCCGGCUCAUCAAGGACCAGAGACGCAAGCUACCGGCCAGCGGAACAGCCUACUUCAUGUCGCGAUUCGGCGACCAGCGGGGACGCACCGCGUUCAAGAACCACAUGCCCAUGGAGCUGCUAUUCAACUACCUCGGCCAGUAUCAGCAGCUGGAGCACGAUGACAGCCUGUUCCGCAUGGUCUCCAAAAGCCCCAGAACGGCACUGAGUGAUGUACAUCCGCAGAGCACGCGCAUGGCGCUGAUCGAAGUGUCUGUCGUCGUGACUGCAGGCUCGACUGUUUUCGACUUUGCGUACAAUGCCAACUCCAACCGCAAGGACCAGAUCCAGACCUGGCUGCGAAACUGCGAGAGCUGCCUGCGGAACAUGGCGCGGGAUUUUGCGGAUCUCGCACCCCAAAGGACACUUAGCGACUUUCCUUUAUUGGAUUUCUCCUACCCAGAUCUGCAAAGCAUCGUACAGACCCGCCUCCAACCCAUGGGCAUCGCGAGUCUGACCCAGGUCGAUGCAAUAUACCCAACCUCGCCCAUCCAGGACGGAAUCCUUCUGGCACAAGAUCGCUCCGAGGAGGUCUACAACGUGCACUUUCAAUAUGAAGUCUCUCACUUCCGCACGGGCGUCUUGACCCUGGUUGACCAGAAUCGCCUUGUGCAGGCCUGGCACCAGGUGGCGGCCAAGCACGAGAUCCUGCGAACCGUCUUCGUUGACGCAGUCGCGGAAGGCGCAGUCUUCACCCAGCUGGUGUUGCAGGAGCCUCAAAUCAGCAUCGAGCUCGUGCCCGCCUGCGAUGACGACGAAGCGUUGGCCAUCCUGUCCCAGCCUGCCCAGCACACCGCGGGCGACAAGGGAUCGCCGGCGCACUGUUUGCGAAUCUGCCAGACGAAAUCCGCUCGGACGCUGUGGAAGCUCGAAAUCAGCCACGCGCUCAUCGAUGCGCAGUCGAUGGCCAUCGUGCUGCAGGACCUCAAGGCCGCAUACGAAACCGGCACCCUCGACGGGGACAAUUCGGUGUAUUCCGCGUACAUUCGCUACUUGCAGCGUUGUCCGGCCCACGCUGCUUUAAACUACUGGAAAGCAUAUGUCCGAGGGCUGGAGCCAUCACAUCUUCCUACAAACAGCAGCAGUGACGAUGAGCCGAAACAUGAGCAGCAACAUGUGGAGAUCAACCUGUCGACAGUCGCAGCCCGACUCAGUGCUUUCUGCCGCGAAAACGAAGUCACCAUGUCGACCGUCUUCCAGGCCGCGUGGGCGCUGGUCCUGAGCUGCUACAGCGGUGAUUCAGCCGACGUGAGCUUCGGGUAUCUCUCGUCUGGCAGAGACAUCCCUGUCGAGGGGAUCGAGUCUGCAGUGGGCCCCUUUAUCAACAUGCUCGUCUGCCGCGCGGCGACAGGUGCAGACGUCCGUGUCAACCAGCUGUUGAAGCAGAUCAAGGACGACUAUCUCGCCGGCAUUGAACAUCAGCACUGCUCGCUGGCGGAGAUCCAGCACUCUCUGGGGCUGGCGGGCCGACGCCUAUUCAACUCCAUCAUGACCGUCCGACACGAUACCAGCGAUGAGUCUGCGGGCAAUCCCGAUGGUCUCACAUUCACCUCCAUCGGCAGCCACGAUCCGACCGAGUACGAGAUGGUGGUUGGGGUGGUCAUCUCCGAGACAAAUCCGCGCUUCUCGCUCACGCACCAGAGCCCCGUCAUCUCGUCGUGGCAAGCCCAGAAUAUCGCACAAGCCAUGCAGACAGCGCUCGAAUCCUUCCUGACCAACCCAUACGCGGAGCUACAGACCAUUGAUCUCGUUGGAGGAGCCGCGCAGCAUCUCAUCGAAGGGUGGAAUAGCCAUCUGCCCACAACGAACCGCGCGUGCGUCCACGAUCUGAUUGAACAAACGGCACAGAAGCAGCCUUCUGCGAUUGCACUGUGCUCUGCCACGGAGCAGAUGACCUACCGCGAGGUGAGCGAGCUGUCCACCCGUUUGGCGAGACACCUCCAAUCGCUUGGCGUGGCCCCGGGCACAUUGGUUCCAAUCUGCAUGGACAAGUCGGUAUGGGCCGUUGUCUCUAUGCUGGCAGUCAUCAAGGCAGGGGGCGCGUACGUCCCAAUCGACCCUGAAUUGCCUGUCAAGAGGCACGAAGGGAUUUUAACCCAGUUGCCGUCGCAGGCUGUCUUGCUUACUUGCCCACACACAUCCUUCCACGCCCGGUUCAGGGGAAUUAAACUCGAAGUCACACCGGAGAUGCUGCACGGUAUCAGAAUAUAUAACCAGCAGCCGCUCCCCUCCGUACAUCCGACCGAUUCAAUGUAUGUGCUGUUUACGUCUGGCAGUACCGGAGAACCCAAAGGCGUGGUCGUCGAGCACCAAUCGGCAGCGACCAGUCUGGUCAAUCACGGCGCAGCGAUGAACCUGAGCGCUGAUUCUCGAGCCUUGCAGUUCUGCGCCUUCUGGUUCGACGUCAGCGUUUGCGAAAUCUUCGGAACUCUGCUCCACGGCGGAAGCGUGUGUAUCCCUCGCGACCAGGACCGGAACCUGGACAUUGUGCAGUUCAUGGAUGAGAUGAAAGUCAACUGGGCCUUCUUCACUCCCUCAUUCGCCUCGCUCAUCCAGCCAACGCAGGCGAAGCAUCUGAAAACACUGGUUCUGGGCGGCGAGGCGAUUCGACCGUCGAAUAUCAGAGAGAACGCGGACAAGGUGGAACUGAUCAACGGAUACGGGCCCACCGAGGCAACGAUUUUCAGCCUCGUCCACCAUAUCAGGUCGUCCACCGAGGAUCCCAAGGUCGUUGGUCGGGCCGUCGGCUGUCGCGUGUGGCUGACCAGAGUCAACAACCCGCACUGCCUCGCCCCCCUGGGAAGUGCCGGAGAGCUCCUGAUCGAAGGUCCGCAGCUUGCGCGUGAGUAUUUGGGCAGUCCGAGCAAGACCAAGGAAGCAUUUGUCGAGGAGCUCCAGUGGUGCCAGCGAGUCGAUGUUCAUCCUCGCCCACAGAGGCUGUAUCGAACUGGGGACCUCGUGCGAUACCGUCCCGACGGCGCUCUGGAGUUUAUCGGAAGAAGGGAUAAGCAGGCCAAGGUCAACGGGCAACGGCUUGAGCUCGGUGAGGUGGAGCAGCAUCUCAGCGCGCAUGUUCAUGCAGGGAUUGCUCUGAUUCCCUCCCAAGGCCGCCACGCAAAGCAGCUGGUUGCCCUCGUCUCUCUGCCUGGGCUGACGAGGAAGCACAAUGAGCUUCGCCUGGUCGACAUCAGCCAUCGUGAGACUGUGGCAUCCGCUAUAACAAGGCUGCAGGAUACGCUACUGGAGCAGCUCCCUCGGUACAUGGUGCCCACGGCCUGGCUAGUGGUGCAAGACAUCCCUCUCGGUUCAGCGGGCAAGCUGGAUGUGAGGCGGGCCAGCGAGUGGGCUGAAGCACUUUCCGAACUGGAUCUCCAGCAUGCCGAGGCCCUGGCGACCCCAGAAGACUCCGCAGCCCCAGUGUCAGAUCUCCAGCUGCAGAUCAUGCAGGUCCUCGCGCGCGUCCUCGGGAUUCAGUCCGAUAAGGUAAUGCUGCACCGAUCGUUCAUCAGCCACGGAGGAGACUCCAUUACCGCGAUGCAGGUGUCUGCCCAAUGUAGGGCCGAGGGAAUCCUUGUGCGCGUUCAGGAUAUCAUCAAGAGCAGAUCCGUUGCUCAACUAUCUUCAACCGCUCGCCUUGUUACGGAGACUGACGCGUCAAUCUCGCCGAUUUCGACGGCUGAUCCAACCGAGACCGUCUUCGCGCUCUCGCCCAUUCAACAAUUCUUCGUUGACUUGUCUGGACACCCGGCCUCGCGCUUCAACCAAAGCACAUUCGUUCGACUCCGCGAUGCUAUCGACCCAGACCGCGUGGCCAAGGCUGUCCGAGAUCUAGUUCAGCGGCACUCCAUCCUGCGCGCACGCUAUGUUCGUCGUCAACAUGAAUGGGCCCAGAUUGUAUCCAAGGACAUUGGAUAUUCAUUCCAAUUUCAGCACCACCUCGUGCCUCGCAGCAGGCUGGCAGAGAUUAUGCACGCAAGCCAACUAAGCCUGGACGUCGAGAGAGGCCCGGUGUUCAGCGUCGACCUGGUGCACACAGACGACGGCGCCGAAUUUCUCUACAUGGUCGCCCACCAUCUGGUCAUUGAUCUGGUCUCCUGGCGCGUUAUCCUGCAGGACAUCGAGCAUCUGCUCACGGUCAAAACACCGCUGGCCACAGUCCCCUUCCCCUUCCAGGCCUGGCUCAAAGCACAGGCUGCUCAUGUCGCUGAAGUCUACACUGUCGAUGAUGUUUUGCAGCACAGUGUGGUGCCGGCUGAUUUCGAAUACUGGGGCUUCAACGAGCCCAAGCACAACGUCUAUGGCAACACGGUCAGCGGUCAUUUUAGCCUAAGUGCAGAAUCCACCUCGGUGCUUCUGGGGACCGGCAACGAUGUGUUUGGAACAGACCCCGUUGACAUCUACCUUGCUGCGCUCUUCUGCUCUUUCCAAGAGACGUUUCCUGCCCGGCGGACCCCGAGUAUCUUCAUCGAGGGCCACGGAAGAGAGUCGUGGGACGAUACAAUCGACCUCGCAUCGACCAUUGGCUGGUUCACAACUCUGUUCCCCGUCUCCGCUGCGGAAGGAGCACAGCCGGAAAUCUUGGAUCUGAUCCGGCACACCAAGGACACCCGACGACGCGUGCCCAAGAACGGGUGGCCGUACUUCAACCUCCGAUAUCUGCAGGCGGCAGCGUUCAAAGACCACGCACCAAUGGAAAUCCUCUUCAACUACUUCGGCCAAUACCAGCAGCUCGAGCGCAGCGACGCCUUCCUGACGCCCGCCGAGAAGCUGCCCGACGAGGCGCGCAUUUUUGAAGUCGAUCUCCAGCAGCCCCGGCUUGCCCUGAUUGAAAUCUCCGCCACCGUGGCCCAGGGAGAGGCUCGCUUUGACUUUGUGUAUCCUGGACAAAUUUCCCACCAGGGAAAGCUGACCAAGUGGAUCAGCGCGUGUCAGCGCAUUCUCACAUCGAUCGCGCGCCAGCUGCCCACGAUGCGCGAGCAGCGGACACUGGUUGACUUCCCGCUGCUUUCGAUGAGUUACGCGGGCUUGGAUAAACUCGCGAAUGCAGUAUUUCCUGCUCUUCGAGUUGGUGGCUUCGACCAGGUUGAAGACAUUUAUCCAUGUACCCCUCUGCAGCUGGGUAUUCUCCUCAGCCACACCCAAGAGGAGCAGGCCUAUGCCGUCCAAUCCAUGUGGGAGGUCAAGGGUCAGAUCGAUGUCACUCGGUUGGCUGAUGCGUGGAGUCAAGUAGUGGAUCGCCAUGCGAUUCUGCGGACCGUAUUCAUUGAAAGCGUUGCAGAGCAGGGGGCCUUUGACCAGGUGGUGCUCAAAACGGUUGACAACCGGGCCGAUGUUCGCCAGUGCAGAGACGGAGACGCAGUCCGCGUGGUCGGCGAAUACUGCACGACAAUAUCUCCCUUUGGAGGCAUUCCCCACCGCUUCACCAUCUGGGUGACCGAGGGCCGCCAGCGGGUCUUCUGCAAACUCGAGGUGAAUCACGCCAUUAUCGAUGCAGUUUCUUUCUCACUCAUCCUGCGUGACCUGACCGAGGCGUAUGACAACAAGCCCACCUUCCUCGAGAUGGAGAGGCCUCUGUACCGGUCGUACGUCGAGUACAUCCAGAGCAAGCCCAAGCAGGCCGGCAUCGACUACUGGAAGACUCACCUGCAAGGCAUCGAGCCAUGUUACUUCCCAGCCGACUGUGACCGCCACGCGCAGAUUGGCCAGCUGAACUCGGUGGAUGUCGAGAUCGCCGACUACAACUCCCGCGUGAAGCAGUUCUGUGCCCAGCACGGAGUGACCCUGGCCAAUCUGCUCCGGACUGCCUGGGGCCUGGUACUUCGCGCGUACACGGGAUCCAACGAUGUCUGCUUUGGAUAUAUCAACUCUGGCCGAGACAUUCCCGUCCAUGACGCUGUCCAUGCGGUGGGGCCGUUUAUCAACAUGCUGGUGUCGCGGGUUACGUCUGCAUCAAGCGAUAGGAUUUCAACGGUGUUGGAGAGCGUGCAGUCUGCGUAUGCCGAGGGACUCGAGCACCAACAUACAUCGCUGGCUGAUAUACAGCAUGCUCUGGGCUUGUCGGGGAAGCCGCUGUUUAACACCAUCAUGUCCAUUCAGAGCUCUUCUGGCUCUGCUUGGGUAGAUCCCAACACCCCUGCGAUUCGGUUUGAAAAUAUCGGCGCGCACGAUCCAACCGAGGUAAGUUGCCCAAUACAAUCUCUGAACUUCAGACACUGA
This is a messenger RNA of Penicillium manginii, 9240 nucleotides long. RefSeq lists its product as uncharacterized. Gene Ontology annotation, molecular function: phosphopantetheine binding; catalytic activity. The transcript has a single exon. The record is from RefSeq and is a predicted model, not a curated record. NCBI's taxonomy places the organism in Eukaryota, Fungi, Ascomycota, Eurotiomycetes, Eurotiales, Aspergillaceae. The coding region runs from base 1 to 9240 and encodes 3079 amino acids.